Hibiscus syriacus is the source of this 1747-nucleotide messenger RNA. Its product is annotated as proline dehydrogenase 2, mitochondrial-like. Bases 58 to 1593 code for a protein of 511 amino acids. Gene Ontology annotation, cellular component: mitochondrion. NCBI's taxonomy places the organism in Eukaryota, Viridiplantae, Streptophyta, Magnoliopsida, Malvales, Malvaceae. The transcript is spliced from 4 exons. Gene Ontology annotation, molecular function: proline dehydrogenase activity; FAD binding. The record is from RefSeq and is a predicted model, not a curated record.
AUUAUUAUAAAUUUUCUUUUAAGACCAAAACUUCUCUGUUGUCCGGUCCUCCCUUCUAUGGCAACAAAGUUUCUCUCGCCAAAGCUCCUCAACACCCUCCCUCCAUUCACCAGGUUUCUUAGCUCUGCCUCCACCGCCUCCAUCGCCGCCGUUUCACCCCUCAAUUUCGACGAAAAGCCUGAACCCAAUGACGCCGAAAAACAGCUGACUGAACCUACCACCGCCACCACAAACCUCGACCUUUCUGAUCAUCAAAAGCUUUUCGCCUCGGUUUCGACCUUGAAACUCCUACGUUCAUCGGCCACCCUCGGGUUGGCUUCCAAUGAGCGUUUCAUCGAUUUCGGCAUGUGGGUUAUGAAUUCCAGACUCAUGGAAACAAGUUUGGUACGUGAUGCUAUAUUAAAAACCGUAAAACAUACCUUCUUUCAACAAUUUUGCGCAGGUGAAACCACCGAGGAGGCGGCCGACUGCGUUAGGAGAGUACACGACAGCGGUUUCAGAGGGAUGCUCGUUUACGCGGUCGAGCAUACAGAAGAUAACGCCGGUUGUGAUCGGAAUUUGGAAGGGUUUAUAAAGAGUGUUGAACUCUCCAAGUCACUUCCACCUUCAUCUGUGAGCUUUGUCAUAGCAAAGAUUACUGCAAUUUGCCCCAUCGGCCUGCUAAGGAGGGUUAGUGACUUGCUGAGGUGGCAAUACAAGGACCCUUCUUUUAAUCUCCCAUGGAAGCUCAACACUUUACCCAUUUUCUCAGAUUCCAGUGCUUUAUACCACACGCUCGAAAAGCCAGCACCAUUGGCAUCACAAGAGGAGUUAGACCUUCACUUGGCUCACCAGAGACUUCUUAAACUCUGCCAAAAGUGUAUUCAAGAUAAUGUGCCUCUCACAAUUGAUGCCGAGGACACAUCGAUACAACCUGCCAUUGAUUACUUUACAUAUUCCUCGGCAAUCAUGUAUAACCGAGAUGAUAAACCUAUCGUUUACUGUACGAUUCAAGCAUACUUGAAAGAUGCAAGAGAGAGGCUGUUUAUGGCAACAAAAACUGCAGAAAGUUUGGGGAUCCCUAUGGGGUUCAAACUAGUAAGGGGUGCUUAUAUGUCUAGUGAAAGCAAUUUGGCCUCAUUGUUAGGCUACGAUUCCCCGAUUCACAACAGCAUUGGGGAGACGCAUGCAUGCUACAAUGACUGUGCUUCUUUUAUGCUCGAGAGGAUUGCUGAUGGCUAUGGUGCAGUUGUUCUUGCUACUCAUAAUAUUGAGUCAGGGCAACUGGUGGCAUCAAAAGCAUGUGAUCUAGGGAUCCGAAAGGGAAACCAAAAGCUAGAAUUUGCUCAGCUAUAUGGAAUGUCUGAAGCACUUUCUUUUGGUUUGAAAAAUGCAGGGUUUCAAGUUAGCAAGUAUUUACCAUAUGGACCUGUAGAUAUGGUAGUGCCAUACCUCCUAAGGAGGGCUGAAGAGAACAGAGGACUGCUAUCGACUUCAAGCCUUGAUAGAAUACUCAUGGGGAAAGAGUUGAUGAGAAGACAAAAGAAGCUGCAAUUUACUAAGUCAAAGAUGGCAUCUCCAAGUAGCAUCAAGGUAGAAAUAGGCACAGAAUGAAAGUUUUAACCAAGUGGUUAAACAAUGGCUUUCAUUUCAGGAUGGCUACUUUUGUCUUAUCAGAUGGUAAUUUCCACCAAUAAUGUAGAUAAAUAAAUGUAACAUUUGGUGAUGUAUCUGCCAUAUCAAUGGAAUUUUGCUCUUUGAAAUCUCA